AUGACUGACAACAACAUCGACCAAGAAACACCAAGCGAGGAGUUUACAAUGGACAUCGAACGGCCGUCCCCUCCCACCACUCCUGCAGCAAUCACUCAUCAUCGAGUGGAUAGCAGCACUGACUUGCCAGUCCCUGCUCCUCCAGGCGCCAGUCCAGAAACGAUUAUUGACGUGCCUCCGCCCAUCCCUGAAGAUAAACCUUUGGAGAUUGCCAGCAGCCCAGUGCGUCCUUCGACAAUGCCUCCACCAAUGACUCCAGAUCCCUCGAAAAAGCCGCCGCCGCCGACUCCAGACACCGUUGCGUCGACAGAAGACGAAGAAUCCAAAGAAGAUGGCCAGUCUUCAAAGUUUUACGAGGAGGAAUUAGGAGGCGGAGGUGCUAUUGUUGACACUUCAAAUGUGGUUGUUCAAGAGAAUAAAAAGAAGCGAUGUGCUUUCUUCACAACGACUUGUGGAAUGAUUGCUUCAUUGAUUACACUGCUGGUCAUUAUUGCAUUGAUUACGGCAUUCGUCUUUCUUUUUAAACAAGGAAAUGACGAUACUGUUCCUCGCUCUCAGUUUAAUGAUGUUUCUACUCUCCGGCCAACAGUGUCUGGUCUGUUGGAAACAAUGAUGCCCGCAGUAACAACGUCUGGUCCACCAACCCAAGCACCAACCCAAGCACCAACACGUUUUACUGAUCCAACUCUUUCCCCCACAGGGCUGGUCGUCACCCCGAUUCCACCCUUCAUUGGUCAAACGCCAACACCCACAGGAGUGGCUGUCACAGUGCGCCCGACCAACCCCCCCACGCAAAAACCAACUCCAGGCCCAACCGUGGUUGCCGAACCGGGUUUGACAAAUCGCCCCACGCAAAGACCAAUCCCAGGCCCAACACCCAACCCAACAUCUAGACCAACUCCUGGCCCAACACCCAACCCAACAUCUAGACCAACUCCUGGCCCAACCCCGCGACCGACUCCUAUCGCAACUCCCGCUACCACGACCAAUCGCCCUACGCAACGACCGACUCCUGGCCCUACUCCAAACCCAACACCUGCCGUGACGCCCUCGACCACCACCAAUCGUCCUACGCAAAGACUAACUCCUGUCCCCACCCCGAGACCAACUCCAUUGGUUACCAACCCAGCCCCUACUCCCUCCUCAAGUAAUAGGUUUCAAGACACUAUUGUCGAUUUCUUGUUCCAAGACAGCAAUGGCAUCAACGCUGCAACUGCUGAUAGUGCAUCCGUACAAAAGGCUGUGGAAUGGUUGGGGAACGAAGCCAAUGCAGCCCAAUCCAUUCCCUUUCCAUUGGACCGAAAAUACCUACAACGAUUUGGUAUUCUCAUUCUCUACUUUUCGGUCAAUCCGAAUGUUCAGACUACCAACUCGGACAAUGCACUCCUGCCCAAUAGGGACAUGCGGAAUCAAGACUCAUGCUCUUGGACCGGCAUGAGAUGCAAUGAAAAUGGCAUGUUGACCAGAAUCAGACUCGCGAAGCGGCAAUUCGACGGGAGACUUCCGGUCGUAUGGGGGUUCUUUCCAAAACUAAGGACGAUUGAUCUUUCCAAAAACAAGCUAAAAGGAAGCAUUCCCGCGGAUCUUUUUGAAAAUGCCUUGGAAUUGGAAGAGCUGUACUUGUACAAGAAUCAAUUGAGUGGUAGCAUCAGUCCCAAGAUUGGCAACUUGUGGUUAUUGCGAAGAUUUCAUUUGAGUCACAACAGCUUGACAGGAUCUAUUCCAAAAGAAAUCGCUUCUACUGCUGACAAGGCUCGGCUACUUCGCUACUUUAAUGUUCAUCGCAAUCAAAUGACAGGUACCAUUCCGUCCAACAUGCGGUUGCGCCAAUUGUUUUCCUUUGACUUGGGAAACAAUGCUUUCAGUGGGACUUUGCCUCCAGACUUUGGGACCGAGUCGGUCCGGUUGAGGCACCUUUAUUUGGACUACAAUGGAUUCAGUGGGACCUUUCCUUCCGAGGUCCUCAACGCUGGUGACGGGCGUCUCAUCACAUUAUUUAUAAACAAUAACGAGUUCACUGGAACCUUUCCUGGAGACCACAAGAGCACAACUGCCAUCGCCGAAAUGACAAUUCAAAAGAACAACUUUGCUUCGAUGACAAGGAAUGCCACAUGUGAACUGGAUGUCUUUUCGGGUGGGGAGCUCGUCGAAUUCAAAUCGAAUUGUCUGGUUUGUCGAUGCGGAGUCGGGAUGAUGUGCCGACACUGCAUAUUGUAA
This is a messenger RNA of Cylindrotheca closterium, 2217 nucleotides long. The record is from the annotation of a GenBank genome assembly. NCBI's taxonomy places the organism in Eukaryota, Bacillariophyta, Bacillariophyceae, Bacillariales, Bacillariaceae.